ACUCACAGUCACACACUCACUCUCACUCACUCACACACACACACACACACACACACUUACCCACACACUCUCACUCGCUCACUCACAGUCACACACUCACUCUCACUCACACACACACACACACACACGGCACGGGUGGGAAUUUAAGGACCGCAGAAGUGACGGAUCUCGGCGUGUUCCUCAGGACUGUAACACACCGCAGUGUGUCUGUCAGUCAUGGCAUCUUUAAGAGGACAUCUGCUUUUGUUCAUGCUGCUAGCGGUGACGGCGUCGGAAGAUUAUGUGACUCUUCAAAGGGAAAUUGGUUUGCCCACUGAACUCUUGGACAUGCUGAAACAGCUACCGGUGGGCCCUGAGGUUACUGUGGGACAGAAAGGUCCUUGUAUAAAGCCCUGCUCCAUGGAUCUAUCCAUUCCUUUCCCUCUUGCACGUCCAACCAUAGAAAAUAUCCUUGCCAUCUGUCGGUAUAGUAAUCUUCGUCCUCGGUAUACUGAAGACAUGCUACCAAAAAGUGGCUUUGGUCACCUCUACCGUCAGGCCAGUGCUGUCAAUCAGUUGGAGUCCUGGUUCACUAUGUGCUGCAGUAAUGACACUCAAGAUGAAGGACUGACUCUGUGUUGUGCACAGCAGGCGUGGGAUAAGUCACUCUCCAACUUCUGCGAAGAGGAAUUCAGCAUUAAGACUAGUCACUAUCACUGCUGCAGAAAGAAUGGGCCAGCAAAAUGGGACUGCUUUGAGAAGGAGGCUCCAGACCCAUUAUACCAACCCCCUGGCCAUCAGGAGCCAAACACAAUCCAAGGUUUUGCCUUUAACUCCAGUAGCUGCCAGAAAACAAGUGUUUCAGAGAUAAUGCCCAGACCAGAGAUGGUGACUGAACCCUCAACUCUCAGAUGGGCAGAGCAGAGAAUCGUGAUCCCUCCAAUUCCGGUGUCUUCAGGAGAGGAAGAAGUGCUAUGGAUUGCGAGUGAUUAUGUGUCCAGUCCUCAGUCUAUGAGGCAAUCCAUUUCUUUCCCUCUCGCCCGUCCAACCACCGCCAACAUCCUUGCCAUCUGUCAAUAUAGUAACCAGCGUCCCCGGUAUCUCAAGGAGAGGCUGCCCAGAAGUGGCUUUGGCUACCUGCAUCGUCAAGCCAGUGCUGUCAAUCAGCUGGAGUCCUGGUACACUGUGUGCUGCGCUAAUGGCCCCCACGAUGAUGUGCUGACUCUGUGCUGUGCACAGCAGGCGUGGGAGAAGUCGCUCUCUGCUUUCUGUGAAGAGGAAUUCACCAUUAAAACCAACCACUAUCACUGCUGCAAAGAGGAUGGGCCAGCAAAAUGGGACUGCUUUGAGAAAGAGGCUUCAGAUACAUCGUACCGGCCCUAUGGCCAUGAGAAGCUGCUCAAGUCCUCCCUCGGAUUGCAGGUCUUUGAUUUUGACCACAAUCGCUGCCAGAAAACAAGCAUUUCAGGUGUUGAUUCCAUAGCUAUGACCGAGAGAAUGGUUGAAACACUACACAUCAACUUUCCCCCUGGUCGCCCGAAUUCUCACAACAUUGCACCAAUUUGUGGUUUUCACAAGAAUCGCCCCCGCUACGUCACCAGCUGUUUGCCUCGUACAGGAUUUGAGUGGUUUGCCCAUCAGUUAAAGGCAAUCAACGGCCUAGAAAGAAGCUUUGGUCAAUGCUGUAAGAAGAGCAAAGAUCUACAAGCUUGCGCUGAGAGAAAGUGGAAGGAGAUGGUGGAUAAGUUUUGUAAGGCUGAGGAGAAGAUCCAAGUAAACCAGUUUGAAUGCUGUAAAAAGCAGAGAGGAGAAGAGCAGUAUGACUGUUUUAGUACUGCUGCCCCAAAUCCGGAUUACAUGGUCUUGAAUGAAUACAGUUUGGAUAUACCACCCAGUCUUGACAUGUUUUGUGUUGCAUACCCACAUCUUCAGAAAAUGAAACAUUUGCCUUUCACUGUUGAUGAAAUGGCUGAACAGUGCUGCAUCCUAGGUCGAGAUAAGAUGUCUACAUGUUUACAGAUACAGCUGAACAAUCUUUUGGAUGAUGCAUGUAAUGCAGGCAACCCAUCAUUAGCACAAGUAAAGCGAAAGUGUUGUAAGAAGAAUGCCAAGGGACACUCCAAAUGCCUCACCAAGCUGCUCUUGGAUAACAUCGCUAAAGCAACAAGGGUUAAACUGAAUCCCAGGAAAUGCCCAAUCUUGUAAUAAAGUUGAUAAUUAUGUUGAUUCAUUAAUUCAGUAUGUUGAGCCAGUGCUCUUAGUAUGAAUUGAAUGCGUUUUUUUUUCCUUUUUUUUUGUUUUUUUUGUUUUUUGUGGUUAACCUUUGGAGUUGAAUAACACUGUUUUUAUAUCAAUACCACAUACUUUAAUGAACCUGUUUUUGGUAGGUGUCUUAUUCACCUUGUUCUUAUACAUUGUCAGAGCUGCAUGGACGGCUCACAUUUACUUUAACUACUCACAGAACAUAAAUUACAGAUACAAAUUAAAUAAAAAAAUAUGUAAAGGAA
Molecule: messenger RNA, 2486 nt
Organism: Pangasianodon hypophthalmus (striped catfish)
Lineage: Eukaryota; Metazoa; Chordata; Actinopteri; Siluriformes; Pangasiidae
Gene: ecm1b
Product: extracellular matrix protein 1b
Exons: 12
Coding region: 217-2184 (655 amino acids)
Biological process (GO): regulation of bone mineralization; signal transduction
Cellular component (GO): extracellular region
Source: RefSeq, a predicted model, not a curated record